This is a messenger RNA of Humulus lupulus (European hop), 1951 nucleotides long. Its product is annotated as folate-biopterin transporter 1, chloroplastic. The record is from RefSeq and is a predicted model, not a curated record. The coding region runs from base 48 to 1736 and encodes 562 amino acids. Gene Ontology annotation, cellular component: membrane. Lineage: Eukaryota; Viridiplantae; Streptophyta; Magnoliopsida; Rosales; Cannabaceae. The transcript has 9 exons.
AUUAAAAAAAAAGAAAGUUGGCGAAGAAAUUAUUCGUAGGGAGUGAAAUGGUGUGGUCAACACUUUGGUCAAUUCCAAUAUUGCCCUCGCAGAACUCAUUUCUUUCGUUAGUCUCCUCCUCUCCUCUCCUUUUGAUCUCGCGGAUCCGCCGGAGACCCGUCACGCUCAAUUCCACCGCUGCUUACGGGAGGAAAGCCCGCCGUCGUAAGCUUUCCAAAAACGACAUGUCGUUCUCGGUUCCCUUGUCUUCGUCGCAGCCCAGCAGUGGGGAUUUGGACGAUGAGACCCUUUUCAAUUCCAGGCCUGGUGCCAGCAAUGGUGAUUUGUUAACGGAAGAUGAGGAAGCAGAGAUAUCAUCCAUUAGCAAAACUACCACGCGCAAGAAUAAAUACCGCGGAAGUGCGGUGAAAUGCUUUGGGGUGGAUUUGACCCCCGAUAAUAUUGCUGUCGCGAUGGUAUAUUUUGUGCAAGGUGUUUUAGGACUUUCAAGACUUGCUGUUGGUUUUUACUUAAAGGACGAUUUGCAUUUAGAUCCUGCAGAGACAGCUGUGAUAACAGGCUUUUCUGCAUUGCCAUGGCUCAUUAAACCAGUAUAUGGAUUUAUUAGUGAUUCUCUCCCACUAUUUGGCUAUCGAAGGAGGUCGUACUUGAUUUUAUCAGGGCUUCUUGGUGCAUUCUCAUGGACCUUGAUGGCGAGUCUUGUCGACAGCAAGUAUAGUGCUGCUUUUUGCAUACUUCUUGGGUCUCUUUCUGUUGCCUUCUCAGAUGUUGUUGUAGAUUCCAUGGUAGUAGAGAGGGCUCGUGGUGAGUCACAAAGUGUUUCAGGCUCUCUUCAAUCCUUAUGUUGGGGAUCCUCCGCUUUUGGUGGAAUUGUGAGUUCAUACUUCAGCGGCUCCCUGGUCGAUGCUUAUGGUGUAAGGUUUGUUUUUGGUGUCACCGCAUUACUACCUCUGCUAACAUCUGCAGUUGCUGUUCUUGUUACUGAGCAACGUGUGGUAGGUCCAGCGAGGGGGCAAAUUCCUGCUUUGGCCAGCUCAAGCUUUUUAGACAGCACUAAACUGAACAUUAUUGAGUUGUGGGAUGCUGUCAAGCAGCCCAGUGUGUUUCUACCGACGACGUUUCUUUUCCUCUGGCAGGCAACACCUCAGUCAGACUCUGCCAUGUUUUACUUCACCACGAAUAAGCUUGGUUUUACUCCAGAGUUUCUAGGACGAGUCAAGCUUGUCACUUCAGUUGCAUCACUGCUUGGUGUGGGACUGUAUAAUGGUUUUUUGAAGAAAGUUCCGUUGAAAAAGAUUUUUCUUGCAACAACUAUCAUUGGUUCAGCUCUUGGGAUGACUCAGGUUUUCCUUGUAACUGGAUUAAACCGAAAAUUUGGCAUAAGUGAUGAGUGGUUUGCAGCUGGUGAUUCCUUAAUUUUAACAGUUCUUGGUCAGGCUUCUUUCAUGCCGGUACUCGUGUUAGCAGCUAGAUUAUGUCCUGAGGGAAUGGAAGCAACACUCUUUGCAACUCUCAUGUCCAUAUCAAAUGGAGGGAGUGUUCUUGGGGGGUUGAUUGGUGCUGGCCUCACUCAGCUCUUUGGUGUCACCAAAGACAAGUUUGAUAACUUGGCUUUUUUGAUAAUCCUGUGCAAUCUCACCUCACUUUUACCUUUACCAUUCCUAGGCCUUCUUCCAGACGACAAUCCAGAUUCCGAUUUGGACGAAAGUACCGAUAUUGAGAUGAAAUCAAAUUGAGUCAUUGAUGAUUGCCCUUUUGAGGCCGGAGCUAUAUUAUUAUAGAUUUCAAUGAAAGAGAGAAAGAAAACCCUGUAAAUAUUACAAGGUCAGAGACAUAGAAUGAGUCUUCUGUUUUCCCCUUUACACUGUAGUAGCUUAAUCUCUUUGGUGAAAUGUCUUUAAUUUGUUACACUCGGCUCUUCUGUCUAAUUUAUCUUUUUCAUUGUUUAUAA